Molecule: messenger RNA, 579 nt
Organism: Recurvomyces mirabilis
Lineage: Eukaryota; Fungi; Ascomycota; Dothideomycetes; Mycosphaerellales; Teratosphaeriaceae
Exons: 4
Coding region: 1-579 (192 amino acids)
Source: RefSeq, a predicted model, not a curated record
AUGCCCGAACGAGAUGACCCGACGCAAUACGAGAUCCGACCAGAUCCACAACAAUUGACUGGCCACGACGAUCAAUCCCGCAACACAUCGACAGGCGUCGACUAUGAUCCAAACCCAGUAAACAGCAUCAAGCUCCCACCGUCCCGCCAAAAGAUCGUGGACGCCAUCACCCGGCUCUACAGCGGCAGCGCCAGCGAAGAGGACAUGCAAGUCUACGCCGAGAAGUCUGUGUACGACGACCCAUGGAGCUACUGUGACACUCGCUACAAGAUUGCUGGCCAGUGGUACGGAAUCCCGAAGGUUAUGGCGAAGUCGCAGACGCUGAAGACGGAAGUGGUGGCGAAUGAGCCCGAUCGGAUUAUCUUCAAGCAGCAGCAGGAAUAUACGCCGCGUGUGGCGCAUUUCUCCAAGCCGGUCAACUCGCUCAUUACGCUUACGCUGGAUGAGAAUGAGAAGGUGAAGUAUCAUAAGGAUAUGUGGAACCACAAUGACUACUCGCAUGAGGGUCUAGGGAAGAUCAUGAAGACUUUGAACGGAGACUAUCUGACCAAGAUCACGCAGCCGCCGAAAGACCUUUGA